Messenger RNA from Caenorhabditis briggsae, 846 nucleotides. RefSeq names its product Protein CBR-UAF-2 (gene Cbr-uaf-2). The record is from RefSeq and is a predicted model, not a curated record. Lineage: Eukaryota; Metazoa; Nematoda; Chromadorea; Rhabditida; Rhabditidae. Gene Ontology annotation, molecular function: pre-mRNA 3'-splice site binding; metal ion binding. Gene Ontology annotation, cellular component: spliceosomal complex; U2AF complex. The transcript is spliced from 4 exons. Gene Ontology annotation, biological process: mRNA splicing, via spliceosome. Bases 1 to 846 code for a protein of 281 amino acids.
AUGUCGUACGGCGACGGGCUCUCCGGAGCCGAGUAUCUCGCUUCGAUUUACGGUACCGAAAAAGAUAAAGUCAACUGUUCCUUCUUCUUCAAGACAGGAGCUUGUAGACACGGAGAUAAGUGCUCUCGAGCCCAUCACACGCCAACGUUCUCACCAACGGUCGUACUCAAGAAUUUUUAUCACAAUCCUGUCGUGGAUGUUCGUCAAGCCGAUGCCUUCGAUAAAGUUGGAAAGCGGAAUGACGAAGAGCAGAGAUACUUCGACGAUUUCUAUGAGGAGGUGUUCGUUGAGAUGGAAAGAAAGUAUGGGGAAGUAGAAGAGAUUAACGUUUGUGAAAAUAUCGGAGAGCACAUGGUCGGAAAUGUAUAUGUGAAAUUCAUGAAAGAAGAAGAUGCCGAAAAAGCCAAAAAUGAUUUGAACAACAGAUGGUUCAACGGUCAACCGAUCUAUGCUGAGUUGUGCCCAGUCACCGAUUUCCGUGAGUCCCGUUGUCGUCAGCACGAAGUCACCACUUGCUCAAAAGGAGGAUUCUGUAAUUUCAUGCACUUGAAAGCUAUCUCUGCUGAACUCGGAGACCGUCUCUACGGAAGACGUGGACGACGAGCUGACGCAGCCGGACAUUAUCCAUCACAACGUGGUGGAUCUGGUGGUGGCGGCGGUGGAGGCUACGGUGGCGGCGGAGGCUACGGAUAUGGUGGUGGAAGAGAUCGCGAUCGUGGAGGAUGGGGUGGAGGCGGCGGCGGUGGCCGUUACGGCGGAGGAGGUGGUGGUGGCGGUGGCUACGGAUAUGGCGGAGGCGGUGGUGGAAGACGUCGAAGCAGAAGUCGUGAUCGCCGACGAUAUUAA